AUGUACACAUCGACGGCAAAAAUGCCACCAGCCUUACAGCAUAAGAUAAAACGGGGUGUAUUUCGCAUAGUUCCAGACGCUGAAGAAGAAACCUUGCUCGCCAUGUCUCCUGGUCCCCAAAGCCAUUCCUCCCACUCAUCCUAUGGUCCUACUCCUUGUGGGUGUACACCUACUGAUGCAUCUACUACUGACAUAUCACAUUCUCUCCCCGUGCUUUCAGAACAGUAUCAGGACACAUCCCCUGAUUUUCCACCAAAUUAUUAUUUGAUGAGACUUCUCAUAUCUCAUAUUCCUACAGGAGAUUUAUCACCAGAUAUUCCUACAGAAGACUUCUCACCUCAUAUACAGGAAACUUCUCACCUUAUAUUCGAAACUUCUCAUCUGAUAUUCCUACAGGAGACAUCUCACCUCAUAUUUAUACAGGAAACUGAUGAUAUUCCUACAGCAGACUUCUCACCUUAUAUUCGUACAGGAAACGUCUCAUUUGAUAUUCCUACAGGAAACUUAACUGAUAUUCCUACAGGAGACUUCUCGCCUUAUAUACCUACAGGAAACUUAACUGAUAUUCCUACAGGAGACUUCUCACUUUAUAUUCCUACAGGAAACGUCUCAUUUGAUAUUCCUACAGGAGACAUCUCACCUUAUAUUCGUACAGGAAACGUCUCAUUUGAUAUUCCUACAGGAAACUUAACUGAUAUUCCUACAGGAGACUUCUCACCUUAUAUUCCUACAGGAAACUUGACUGAUAUUCCUACAGGAGACUUCUCACCUUAUAUUCCUGCAGGAAACUUAACUGAUAUUCCUACAGGAGACUUCUCACCUUAUAUUCCUACAGGAAACUUAACUGAUAUUCCUACAGGAGACUUCUCACCUUAUAUUCCUACAGGAAACUUAUGA
Molecule: messenger RNA, 897 nt
Organism: Macrobrachium nipponense
Lineage: Eukaryota; Metazoa; Arthropoda; Malacostraca; Decapoda; Palaemonidae
Exons: 3
Coding region: 1-897 (298 amino acids)
Source: RefSeq, a predicted model, not a curated record